UAUCCGACCCACUGGAUCACAGCUCACAGCUCCCAGCACGAGGUUAGGAACCUGGUGUUUUGGUCCUGGUAACUUCUCAGAAUGCUACUGGUGUCUACAUGGCUCUGUGGGAAGAGCGUUGGUGUAAAAACAUUGGACAAAACCUGCAGAGUUUCCCAAAAAUGUUUGGGUGGGAUUUUCUCCAUGAAGAACAAAUCGUGUCAUCAGCAGUGUGACUCUGGGUCAUUUCUCUGCAGUCGGUCAGCACCUUCUUUGCCACAUUGCAAAGUCAUUAGAGAACUGUCAGACCAUGGCAUACAAUUAACCCUCCAUCAACAGGGUGAACCCAUUGCUGGGCCAAACUGUGAGCCUGUGUGGAGGUUCCACCCUGCGCUCAGCCCGUAGUUCCCUUUUUCAGUGCGUGCUUAUCUGACUUAUCUGCCAUCGCUUCUGGGGGAUCCCAUUUGUGCUUGAAAGGCAGCAGUUAUAAAGGAACCCCACGUGGAGAUGACCCAGGGGACGCUGAACAAACGGAGCAGGCUCUUCCCAGGACUUGUGAGAGUCCACAGGCUCUGUGAAAUGGUGACGAGGCACGUCUGCUGAUGCCUGGCCGUGCUCGUUCACCAUCCUGAGAUGAAGGCCAGCAGGAUGCAGGUGUGUCUGAUCCUCCUCUGGACAACCAACUCAGCUCAGCCAAACUCAGCCCAAGCUGCAGGAGUUCAGGUUUUCCCACCUGUAAACUUCACCCUUACAGUCUCUGCAUUAGCACAAGUCCUGCUACACUGGGAACCAAACCCUGACCAAGACCAAGAGAACUACACCAUCAGAUACGAUGUGAGGAUCCUCUGCCCUGUGCCUGAAGAGUAUGACACCGGGAAGACCCACAGCGUCCGAACGGUCGCGCUCCACAACGGCUUCUCCGCACGUGUCCGCACCUUGCUUCUCCAUGACGACCUUCAGAUGAGAAGUGAGUGGGUGAAGGAAAACCUCCCCCCUCUGCCAGGUGCUCCUGAGACAUCCAUCACCAAUCUGUCGUGUGUCACUCACAUCACCCUUUCUGGGGCUGUCUCGCUGCACUGCUCGUGGCUUCCUGGCCCAGGGGCACCACAAGACACCGAGUACUUCCUAUUUUACAGGUACAAGAACUACACCGAAGAGUGUCACAGCUAUGGCAGAGACAGGUGGGACAGGAACACCGAGUGCAGCUUUCCAGGGACUCACAUUGAUCCUGAGGAGGUUGAUGAUCUCAUAAUCCACGUUAAUGGGUCCAGCAAACGGGCUGCCAUCAAGCCUUUCCAGCAGCUAUUUAACCAGAAUGCCAUUGAGAAAGUGAAUAUUCCCAAAAAUAUCACUGUAUCCUUGGAGGGAAACGAUCUCCUGGCCACCUGGGAGAAGCCAAUUUCUCUUUUCCACGAGGAGUGUUUUGAAUAUGAAUUUUACCUCAUCAACCUGAAGUCAGGUAACAAGCAGAUCCUGAAAUUAUCCUCAAACAAAUUCCGCCUGAGAAUUGAUGUCACCAGCAGAUAUUCCAUCCAGAUCAGAGCCAAUCGUCACCCGUGGUGUGUGAGAGGAGUUUGGAGUGACUGGAGUGAAGUUAUUUAUGUUGGGCAAAACAAACUGGAGGGUUCUGUGUCCUGGAUUCUCACUGUGCUUUGUGUGUCCACGUCCUGCACGUUCCUGCUUGUCACUUUAAUAUGCAAAAUAAACCGUGUCUGGAGCAAACUGUUUCCACCAAUUCCAACACCCAGCAACAAAUUCCCAGAUCCCUUCCCAGUUGACUACGAGAGGGCACGGACCUGCACCAGCGACACGGAGACCGAGUUCAGCAGCCUGGCUGAGGAUCUUUACUGCAGAGCCCUGGAUGACUCUGUCUUCUGAGAGGCUGCUCCCUGUCACCUCCACGUGUCCACAUUCCCAACAGGAAGGAGGAGUU
This is a messenger RNA of Empidonax traillii (willow flycatcher), 1912 nucleotides long. RefSeq names its product interleukin 5 receptor subunit alpha (gene IL5RA). NCBI's taxonomy places the organism in Eukaryota, Metazoa, Chordata, Aves, Passeriformes, Tyrannidae. The coding region runs from base 613 to 1857 and encodes 414 amino acids. Gene Ontology annotation, molecular function: cytokine receptor activity; protein binding. Gene Ontology annotation, cellular component: membrane; external side of plasma membrane. The record is from RefSeq and is a predicted model, not a curated record. The transcript is spliced from 11 exons. Gene Ontology annotation, biological process: immunoglobulin mediated immune response; cytokine-mediated signaling pathway.